Molecule: messenger RNA, 1639 nt
Organism: Hypoxylon fragiforme
Lineage: Eukaryota; Fungi; Ascomycota; Sordariomycetes; Xylariales; Hypoxylaceae
Exons: 4
Coding region: 139-1452 (437 amino acids)
Biological process (GO): regulation of DNA-templated transcription
Molecular function (GO): DNA-binding transcription factor activity, RNA polymerase II-specific; zinc ion binding
Source: RefSeq, a predicted model, not a curated record
GUCCCCUGCCAGCCCUAGGUCGGGUUUCGUGACUUGGACUUGGUCCCCCCCUUACGCUGCAGCACUGGCAGCGUGGAAUCGGCGUGCCCCUGCUCAGAUCGCGCCCCCAUAAAAAAUUGCAAAUUAAAAUCAAAUCAAAUGGCAGAGGCACAACAGGAACAGCCACAGGCUCAUCAACCUCAGCCUGAACCCGUCAUUGCCGCCGCUCAAGAACUAGCCCAUGUCCUCCCACAUCAAUCACCGGUCAAGCCUUUACUAUCAGGAGCUACAGCAGAGAAGGAAAUUAUACAACAAGGGGCGCAGGGGCAGGUACGGGUAGAGGCACACGUCACGACAUCUCAAGGGCCAGAUGCCAAUUCUUUGGAUCUCGCACGCGCACCAACACCAAAUUUACAAGUCGCGAAUAAUGCAACGACCACAGUAGCAGUUGCCCACGCGCAGGAGCCGGAGCCGGCACAACAACAGGAACAAGGACUGGGGCAGGGGCAUCAGUCUUCCCAACAAUUAACCUCGAAUCGGUCUACCGACGACAUCAAUUCCACUUCCACGCCAGCAAUCGCCUCACCUGUGACUGUUUCCAAGACGGCUACUGUCGUUGUCGACCAGGCCACCCCGCCCCCGGCGAUAGCGACCAUUGACGGAGUUCAGUCUGACCAGCAGCAGAAGCCAGUGCAGGACGGCUGUGUUGCGCCAUCGUCGUCGGAUGCCAUGUCGAACAACCCGUCUCACCAUCCAUCGGGGCCUCCUCGACAGCCCCCAACCUACCAAAAUCCGGCAGCAUAUACAACGCCAGGCAUGAGCGGCGCACAAUAUGGAUAUGCAAAUGCAGCAGGUCAAGCGCCGGACACGUACCGGACAGCAUUACCAAGUAUGCGCACAUUUGACCCAGUUCAACAACAAGCUCAACAGCAGCAGCACAUGGCGAUGGCGAUGCCUGUCAAUCCUAUCCCAUCGGUCCCCUCGAUGCCACCACAGCAGCAUAUGCCCUACUUUGGGCAACAGCCACUUCCUAUGACUGCGAGCAACCCGUAUGCCCUACCCCCAGACUCCUUAAGACCGCAGUAUGCUUUACCACCUAGCGAUCCUACGAGUGUACUGAGUGGGCGACAAAAAAAGUGCGAUGAGCAACACCCGAUCUGCAAAAAUUGCCAAAAAUCGAAGCGCGAAUGUCUCGGGUACGAUCCCAUCUUUAAAAACCAACAACAACAGCAUCCUACCAAUAUUCGACCCGCCCCAAAUAACAGUCCUGGUUCUUCCACCCCUGUACCGUCAAGCCGACCUGCCACGACCUCCGCCUCCGGAUCUAGCAUCAUACCAACCCAUAGUACCCAGAGUCAGACGCAAACUCCCUACUCAACACUCCCCCCGGUACAGGGACAAGCGCAUCAGCGGUCAAAGGUGAACCGCUCGAAUAUCCAGCCGUUAUUGAUCCUACCUUGGACAACGUUCUGAGUGCUUCGAAUGAAGGUCCACGAGCUUGUGGGCAUGAGUGGCACGGUCCCUCCCGCCCUCGAUUCUCCUCUGACCAGCGAACGAUUAGCAGAAGUCCGAGACUUAUACGACCAGGUAUAUGCCCCCGGCUUAGAGAAGUUUUUCGAAACAGAAUGGUAUACGAAGCCCCAAGGUGUUAGUGCUUUGA